GCUGGGCGGAGCUCCAAGAGACAGCUGUUCCUGCUGCCAGGUGGGAUCGAAAGGCACCUGAAAAUCAAGACGUGCUCUGUUGCUUUGGACGUCAUCGAGGAGCUUUGCUAUGAGAUGGGACUACACAGGGUGGAGGCUUUGGACGAAUAUGCCAUCUUUUUGGUCACACACAAAGGUCAGAAUGUGCGUCCCCUGAACAAGCGUGAGUACAUCCUGGAUAUUGCUACAGAGGCAGAGCCAGUGGACACCAACUACAGUCUGUGGUUCAGGAGAGUCAUAUGGAGCCUGGCACUCAAACUUGACAACGAACUCUAUGUGACCAUGCACUAUAACCAGGUGUUGCCAGACUACCUGAAGGCCUUGCUGAGUGUCGUCCCUCAGGGUAAGGCGAGUGAUCAGCAUCUGCAGCAGAUUGCCAGACUGGCCGCCCUACAGCACCGUGCCAAGGACACCAUCUACCUGCCCACCAU
Molecule: messenger RNA, 470 nt
Organism: Epinephelus lanceolatus (giant grouper)
Lineage: Eukaryota; Metazoa; Chordata; Actinopteri; Perciformes; Serranidae
Source: RefSeq, a predicted model, not a curated record